Molecule: messenger RNA, 3708 nt
Organism: Adineta steineri
Lineage: Eukaryota; Metazoa; Rotifera; Eurotatoria; Adinetida; Adinetidae
Source: the annotation of a GenBank genome assembly
AUGUUUUUAAUAUUUUUAUGUGCUUUAUUCAUUUCUUCCAAUAUACCGGUGAUUGAAACGUACAACCUUGAUAUUAUCUCUCCUGAUCUACGUACAGGUCCAUCUAAUUCUCUCUUUGGUUUUGCUGUUAUAUCAUCAUCAACGAAACAACAAUGGACUUAUGUCGGUGCUCCUCGAGCAUUUCUUGCUCGACAACGAAAUCCUACGAUUUUAUCUAAUAGUACUCCAGCUAUACCAAAUGGUCGUUUAUUUGGUAAUAUAUUUGAAUGUCGGAAUGGUACAAAUGAAUGUCAACCAAUGCUUGUAGAAAAUGAAUUAUCUGCGGCAAUGCCUUCCUUCGAUAAUGUUCUUGAUGAUGCUUGGCUAGGUUCAUCGCUUAUAGCAACAUCAGAUGAUUCACUUGUGACAUGUGGUUAUCGUCUAAUGCGUAGGAUUAGUUUCGAGCGAUAUGAUACACGUGGUGCCUGUUUUAAAAUUUCAUCCGAUCGUCAAGAAAUAUCUUACUAUGAUUUUUGUGAACGAAGUUCAGAAACAGAAUUAUUACAUGAAGGUAGUGCACUAUGUCAAAGUGGCCAUAGUUUAGCCUAUAUACCAACGGGAGGACGAUCAGAUAUAAUUGCAUUUGGUGAACCAGGUGCUUUUCAAUGGUCUGGUCGAAUAGAAGCUGAUUAUUCAGAUACACUUUUAAGACAAUUAUAUACAACUAAAUCAGCUUCUUCAACACCAUCACCAUAUAGUUAUUUAGGUUAUUCAGUGUUAAUAAUAAAAAGUCGAAGUCGAGAUAUAAAUGAUAAAUCAUAUAUAUUUAUUGCAUCAGCACCUCGUGCAUCAAAUGGUCUAGGAGAAAUUCGUUUUUAUACAAAACGUUUUGUAACUAAAAAUAAUGUUGGUUAUGAUACAUUACAAACAAUAUUUCAUAUGAAUGAUAAUGGUUCAGUACCAUUUAUUUUAACUGGUGAUCAACCAGGAAGUUAUUUUGGAUAUACAAUGGCAGCAGGAGAUUUAAAUGGUGAUGGAUAUACAGAUCUUGUUAUAAGUGCACCAUUUUAUUAUUCAAAAAAACCAUCAUAUGGUGGUGCUGUUUAUAUUUAUUAUGGAUUAAAUGGAAACUUUUCAAAUGAUCGACGUGAAAUAUUAUUUGGACCACCGGCACAUUCACGUUUUGGUUUUUCUACUGUUUGUAUACCUGAUUUAAAUAAAGAUGGAGUUGAUGAUUUAGCCGUAUCAGCACCGAGUGAAAUAGAUGGUAAUCAUACAGGUAGUGUUUAUAUCUAUCUCGGUUCUCGAACAAGUAAAUUAACAACAUAUACACAAAGAAUUGUGCCAAGUCAAUUAUUACUUAAUCUAAAACAAUCAUCAAUUAUUAAUGAUUUUGGCUUUUCAUUAGCGUCACAAUCACCAUUUAAUUUUCCAACUAUAUCAUCAUCAUCAACUGUAUCAUCAAAUUCUACUUUUAAAAUUGAUUAUCCAUCAUUAACUAUCGGUAUACCAAAAGUAGAUAUGAUUGUUAAUCUGAGAUCUCAUCCGUUAGUAAAUGUGAAUGUAGUAAUAAAGAAUAUGAAAGAAUUACAAUCAAUUCGUUAUAGUGCAGAAAAUCGUCAAUGUAAAACAAUUGAUCUAACACCUGCUGUUUGUUUUGAUGUACUUUUAUGUUUUGAAUCAAAUGAAACAUUAGCAGAAAAUUUAAUUAUUAUUUAUACAUUAACAGCAGAUCAUUUAUCAACAAUUGGAAGAGUUUUAUCUACUGUUAAUCAUUUGCCAUCUCUAACAAAUAAACAAGUUUUAAAAACAUGUGAAAAACAAAUAUUUAUGAUAAAGACAGGAAAUGAUGAUUUUCUAACACCAAUUCAUUUUAAACUUGUGUAUAAUAUAUCACAAGAUCGAAAUGAUCUUCGAGGAAAACCAUUUCUUCAUGAAGGACGUAUUCCAAUGAUAAAUGCAACUGAAGAACAACGAACAAAUAAAUUUCAAGCGAAUUUUUACAAAGGUUGUGGUAAUAAUGAUCGAUGUGUAACUGAUCUUCAAUUAACAGCUGAAUUUGUUACUGAAAAAAAAGCAUUAAAUCUAUCUGUACUUGGUAUUGAUUCUGAAAUACAUAUUCGUCUUCAGUUAACUAAUAUACAAUCAGACCCAAAUCAUCGAACAGCUGAUCCUGCAUUUGGAACAAAAAUCGAUGUAUAUUUUCCAACAGCAUUCGUUCAAUUUUCACAAGCAAACAUAGAUGAAAAAAGUUAUUCAUGUCAUCCGCUAGAUGGCAAUCAUGUUCGAUGUAAAAUGACUGAUUUUUUCAAUAAUCCAUUUCCAGCAAACAGAUCUUCUACAAUCGAACUUAUAUUUACAUUAUCAAAUGUAGCAUUAAGUAAUAUUCUACGUUUUGAUUUUAAUUCAACAACAUUAACAAAUGAAACAAAUUUGGAUAAUAAUAAUGUUACAUUAAUAGCAAAAGUUUUAUUAAAAACAGAUUUAAGUUUACGUGCAUCACAUGAACCAGAACAAAUUUCACUUGUUGGUGAUGGAACAAUGGGUUUAAGUUCAAUUAAAAAUCUUGAUCAAUUCGGAAUGGAAGUUACACAUACCUAUACAAUAAUUAAUAGUGGUCCAAAUAAUGUACGUUCACAUAAUGUAACAAUUUUUUGGCCAUAUGAAACAUUAAAUAAUCAAUGGGAACAUGGAAAAAUUCUAUUAUAUCUUGUUGAAGAACCAACUAUUGAAGUUUCAGCAACACUGUCAAGUACAGGUGCAAAAAUCGAUGGUCAUUGUGAACGAUGGCCACAAUGGCGUGAUCAUAUACAUAUACUUGAUUCACUUAAUCGAUCAUCAAUGAAUAAUCGAACACGUCGUGAUGAACAAAAUUCUGACAAUGUUCUUGAUUCUAAAACAGCGACAAUAGCAUCACCUGUAUCAUCUGUAAUACGUAGAUUAACGUUAUCAUGUGAUCCAGCUUAUCAAAAUGUUCGUUGUUAUCCAAUUUAUUGUCAUAUUAAAAGUCUUUCGGCACAAAGUUAUUAUCUUAUUAAACUUCGUGCUCGAUUAUGGAAUAGUACAUUAAUUGAAGAAUAUAUGAAUGAAUAUGAUCGUGUAGAUAUACAAUCAUUUGCAUCAAUACAUAUUAAUGAUUCACUUAUAUUUCAAUCAUCAACUGAUAAUGAUAAUGCAACAGCGACAACACCUGUAGAAUUUGCUAAUAAAUCUGAUAAAAUUAUUGUACCUCGUUUACCACUUUGGGUUCCAUUAGUUGGAGCUAUGGCUGGCCUUAUUUUACUUAUUUUUAUUGUUAUUGUUUGUUGUUUGCUUGGCUUUUUUCAACGAACAAAAGCACCACCAUUAAAAAAGAAACCAACUACACUUACACUUGAUGGUACAACAACGAAUAGUUCAAGUGAUGAACAUCAACGAAUUCUUCUUCGACAAACAUCUCGUCAACAAAUGCUCUAUCCAUCAUCAGCAACAAAUUCAUUUAAUGAUGAAAAUUAUCAAUCACAACAAACAACACAACCAUUAAUACAUUCAAUACCUGAAGUACCAUCUGUUGAUAAUCAAGAUCAAGAUAUUGAUGAAGAUGAAGAAGAUGAUGAUUUAACACAAAAUAAUCUUGGCAAUCAAUCAGAUAUAGAUGAAGAAGCACGUUUUCCAGUUGAAGAUGAUGAAGAUGAAUAUUCGUCAAAAAUGAAUGAACCUUUAGUAGAUGUAGAAUCAAUCAAUCAGUGA